AUGUCAGCUACGCAGCAGGCAGACGUCGAUGAUAUUCUUUCAUUCGUGCAAGAGUCAGGUGGCCGAUUCCUCCGUCCGCAGUGCAGCAUCCAGCUGUCGCCCGAGGGUGGCCUCGGCGUGUUCGCAGCCGAAGACAUCGCAGCCAACACCGUCCUGCUGCGCGUUCCGAAGUCCGCCGUCUUUUCGGCCCCCAACAGCAGCAUUGCCAAUCUCCUACUCGAGGAGGGCCUCCAUGGAAUGCUCGCGCUGGUGAUUGCGUUCAUCUACGAGACGACCGGGUUCCGGAAUGCCAGCCACUGGUGCAAGUACCUGCAUAGCAUCAGGUACACAGAUGCCCGGGGCAACCUCGUGCUGCCGCCGUCCUUCUGGCCUGCCAAGUCCAAGCACCCCCUUCGCGUCACCGCGCUAAAUACGCUGCACCAUGCCCUUGACGCGGAGCCCGAGGUCGUGGACGGGUAUGAGCGCGCCGUAGCUUGUGCUUACAAAUGGCGUACGGAGGCCGAUUUACCGAUUCCCCCGCUACUUCGCCGUCCAGAGACCGAUGAUCAGCGAACCCGCGGGUUGCGUCGGUUUGUCGCUGUGACCUACGCGCUCGCCUCGAGAGCGUUCGAUAUCGACGACUUCCAUGGAAAUGGCCUUGUCCCUAUUGCUGAUCUUUUCAACCAUCAUGUAACCCGCCCGCACGUCCGCUUCGAGGCCGCUGCUGAUGUAUGCGUCAUCUGCGGGGAGUCCGGUCCAUGCGGGCAUUCCCACACUGGCUUGCAAGCCGAAAGUCAACCCCUGUUGCCUAAUGCGGAGCUAUGCGUCCGCGAACCCGUCGAACGACCGGUGUCGCUUACGGCCAAGAUACAAGAGGAUCAUGCGGCAGACACAAGUACAGGCACACCUCCGGAGGCGUCUUGGCUCUCUUUUCCUGCGGAUGACUGUGUCGAUAUCAGGGCUGUCGCGGAUAUCCGGCGUGACACUGAGAUCUACAACACCUAUGGGGAACUCUCCAAUCCAUUACUUCUGGCGAGGUAUGGAUUUCGGGUAUUGCACAACCCGCAUGACGUCGCGCAUUUUGCCCCGGAGGUUCGUCGAUUGUGUAACCAGGGAGGCCAGGGUCUUGUGUCGCGACUACGCUGGUGGCAGCAGACCGGGUACGCUCUCUACUGCAAAGUUACUGGCGCUUCAGACGAUGGGGACUCGUGGCAAGAUGCAGUAUACGCCGAUAGCAGCGGAGAGCCUUCGCCCGCGCUCUGGGCGCUCGCAGAGCUACUUUCGGGUGCGGGGAACGGCUGGCGCAUGAUGCGGCGCAGCCCUGUAACCGCGGCCAGCGUGUGGAGCCGACGGAAUGCAAACGGAGGGCGGAAUCGGCGGGCGCUGACCGUACUUCGCAGACUUGCGGCGCUGAAACGAGCGUUACUUUUAGCAGCACUGCCCGAGCGGCAUUCAAUGGGCACAGAGCUGUUAGAGGAUGAAAUAAGCAUUGUAAAUCGACUCCUGGAAAAGCUCGGCCGCUCCAGGAAAGCACUCUAG
Messenger RNA from Eremothecium gossypii ATCC 10895, 1518 nucleotides. It is a transcript of the gene RKM3, whose product is annotated as protein-lysine N-methyltransferase. The transcript has a single exon. Gene Ontology annotation, biological process: peptidyl-lysine monomethylation. Gene Ontology annotation, molecular function: protein-lysine N-methyltransferase activity; protein binding. Lineage: Eukaryota; Fungi; Ascomycota; Saccharomycetes; Saccharomycetales; Saccharomycetaceae. Bases 1 to 1518 code for a protein of 505 amino acids. The record is from RefSeq and is marked provisional. Gene Ontology annotation, cellular component: nucleus.